Messenger RNA from Ostrinia furnacalis (Asian corn borer), 5580 nucleotides. RefSeq names its product Family with sequence similarity 21 (gene FAM21). Lineage: Eukaryota; Metazoa; Arthropoda; Insecta; Lepidoptera; Crambidae. The coding region runs from base 159 to 5117 and encodes 1652 amino acids. The transcript is spliced from 13 exons. The record is from RefSeq and is a predicted model, not a curated record.
GUACGAGCGAGCGUACGUGUUUAUUUUUGUGGAAAUUUGACAAAAAACUUAAAUUAUAUUGCAUUUAAAUAUUGUUUUGUGUGUCGAAAUUCCGAAAUAUACAACCGCAGUGAUGUAAAGUGUGUUGUGGUUAAAAUACGGUGAGCGAGCAAGCAGCAAUGGAGGCAAACACAACGUCGCUACGAAGCGCCGCGCCGCAGUGGAGUCUAGCGGGGGACAAGCAACUGCUGGACAUCCUGCAGAACAUACACCAGAGCUUGGUGACCCGAUGCCAGGAGGUGAACCGGAAGCUGGAUGAAAUGGUUCUGGCGCUGGAUGGCGCUAGCGUCGACCUGCAGAACGUUAAUAAUAAAUUCAUGGCUCUAAGCAACACUCAGUUCAUCGAAAGUCGAGUGUACGACGAUGACGUCGACAUAGCGGCGCAAGAGCCGCCUAAGGAAGUCCCAAAAGCACCAUCGUCAGAGUCAGAAGUAUUACUACUGAAGCGUAGCAUAGCACACGUGGCAGCAGCACACGACACCCUCGAGAUUCUGGCUAGUGACAGCGACGACGACGAAGACGCCAGAAUGGUCCUGAAACCGAGAGACAUGUACGCUCACCGACCGCUGCCCUACGUCAUUGGCUCACAAGCCUGGAGGAACAAAUGGCAUGCAGGCCUGCACCCCGAAGACAGCGAUUCGGACAGCUCGAUGUCGAAGCAAGACCAUGAGAAUGAGGAGUUCUCCGACUCCGAACCAGAGAUGACCAUAAGCCAGCCGGCCAGGGCGCAGCACGAGAGAGAGGAAUCAACAGCAAGUUCUGAACUGCCGUCCGAGCAGGACAUAGGCUCGGUCCCGGCCGCGACGAUCAAGCCGUCGCCUUCAGACAUCGCAGCCGAGCUCGCGAGGCGAUUGGGAGGGCAGCAAGCACAGAUACCAGUUCAAGAACCGGAGUACAGUCCACCGAAUCCGACCACACGCAAGGUGUACCGCGUGGAGCAACCUACACCUGGCACAAUAUUCUCCGACGAGCCCCCGCCCCUCGACUGCCAAAUAGAGCAGGACGACGAUACGCCAGAGGAGGACGACGAUAUAUUCGCGGAGUUGCACAAAAACAAGCCUUAUUCCCACAGUAAUAAGGACCAGAGUCGCACGGCAGAGGAGCUUUUUAGCGGGCUGAGGGAGGAAUACGAUGGAGAUGUUUUUAGCGAUUUUAAGGAUACCCAGUCGUCGACUCCUGCCAAGCAAAAGUCGACUCUAUUUGAAGGCGAUUCGGAACCAGAAUUGUUUGCAGAGCGGCAGGUCAAGUCUGCGCCUACGCAAGACACUACGAGGCCCGAAGUUGAAAAUGUCAAGAAACCGAUCGGCGGAAUAUCUCUCUUCGGCAACACGAGAGGCGCCGAGAGCAUCGGAGCCGCCAUCUUGCGACGAAACCGACGAACUUCGUCCUCCGACGACGAAACUAACGACGAACCACCGAAAGAACCAGAAACGACAUCAAAUAAGCAAGAAAAAGAUAUCUUUGAUGAUUUAUUCGCCAAAUCCGAGAAAGAACAGAAGAAAAAUGCAAAGAAGACAGAAGAGAAGAUAAAAAAAGAAGUAGAAAAGCCUAAAGCUAAAGUAGAUUUGUUCAGUGAUAACAUAUUCGAUGAUAUAGAUGAUAUUUUCACUACAAAUGUCAAUACAGUGAAAAAGGAUGCAGAUAAUAAAAAAACACUGUUCGGUGACGAUGAAGACUUAUUCUCGGAUGUUGCUGUUACAAAAAAUUCAAAAGAAGAUAGCAAAAGUGUGGGUGAUAAGAACAAAAGUAUUUUUGAUAGUGAUGAUGACCUAUUUUCCGAGAAUACAGCUAAAAAACCAGAUAGUAAACCUGUUAAAGAUGUUGCAAAGCCUGGCAACACUCGCGUUUUAGAGGACGAAAUCGAUGAUUUGUUCACUAAACCUAACGUCAAAAAUGAUUCAACUGUCGAUAACAUAACUAAAGAAGUUACAAAUAAUAAAAUGCUCAUUAACGAUAGAAAUAAAACUAAAAUAGAUAAUAAUCUUAACGAUCUUAAUGAAACGGAAGCAGCUACGAAAGUAUUUACUAGUGAAAAAAGCAUAACUGCAGCUAAAUCAAUAUUUGAUGAUGAUGAUGAUGAAAACGAUGAUCUAUUCGGCAGUACUACCACAAAGUCAUCAAUAAGUGAACACAAUACAUUAAGUAAUUCUCAAACUCAGAGUUUCAAAAGCAAAGAUCAAAAAUCACCACUGUUCGAUGACGUCAGCGAUGAUGAUGAUGAUUUGUUCGGUACAAAACUUCCCGAAGAUAAAGGAAAUAAGAAUUCUAUAAAUAACAGUGAUAAUACAAGAAAUAAUACAAUCGAGGCAAAUCCAAUUGAAAAUUCAUCGGUUUUUAAUGAUGAGGAAACAGAUAAUUUAUUUACUAAUACCACAAAACAAGAGAAUGUUAACAAUGAAAAGAAUAGACCAAUAAAUCAAGAGAGAAAUGAGUCAAUAACCAAUAAUCCAAAGAAGGAAUCAAACACUGAGAUACAAAAUAAGCAAUCAUUAUUCGAUGAUGAAGAAGAAUCAAUAUUUGAAAGCAAAAAACCAGUUCAAACUAAACCCAAACCAGAUAUUCUUAGAAAACCAACAGUAGCUUCCAGAAACAACAAUAAUAUGGCUAAAGUACUUGAUAAUGAUAAAAAUGUGCAAGAUACAAAUGAUAAUAUAAAGUCUAUUCAACAAGCACCAAAUAUCACUCCAUCUAGUGUUCAAGAUAAUGCAGAAGUAACAUCAAAAUGGGCAGACAAGGAUCCACUUAACACAUCAGAUGAUAAAAUAACUAUGGAAAAAGAAGACACUAAAUCUAAAUCACUAAAAACUGAACAAAAUACAAACAGUACGAAUAAAAUGAAACUUGAACCUACAGAAGAAAAAGAAUCAAAAUUACCAAAAGAAAUUCAAAGUAGUAAUGAUAAGGUUGAUUCUUUCUUGCCAGAAACAGACUUAGAAAUACCGCCUCCUAUGGACACCGUAGAUGAUUUGAAAGAUGAUGAUAUUUUCGCUGACCAACUAAAUGACGUUCCAACUACAAGCGAUCCAGUGUUCACGCCUAAUGUAUUCGACGAUAUCUUCAGCGAACCGCCGGCUUUCAAGAAAUCUAAAGAACCUAAAAGAAGUAAGAACAUUAAUGCCCUAUUCGAUGAUGAUUCCGAAGACGAGGCUUUAUUCUUUAAGAAAAAUGAACCGGUUGUUGAUGAAAAACCGGAAUUGGGUCCUGAAGUUAACAGAGAUGCACUAUUCGGUAUAUUCCACGAUGAACCUCCCGCUAUUGAUGUCGAUUUCACUCAGAAACCAACAAAAAGCAAUCUCAAUGAUGAUUUUCUAAAUACAGAUUCAGACGACGAUUUGUUUAGCACUCCUAAAGCUGUAACUUCAGAUGCUGUUGUGAAAUCAUCUGAGAACGUCCCAAAAUUGCCAACUUUCGAUUCUAAAACUGAAUUGAAACAAGCAGCAAAAGAAGAAAUGGCAUUAAAUAAAGAAAAACCUUCGAUUUUAGAUCCUAAACCUCAUAUAGACAAACCCAAACCUCUAUCAAAAGAAUCUCAAAAAGACACUACCGAUGGAGAACCUAAAAAAGUGGGUAAACUGAAAACUAUGAAUUUCAACAUAGACGUCAGUACUCUGCUACCUGGUGCGUCCCCUAAGAAAAAGGCGUUGGAUCAAAUUGAUACCAAAAGUACUGAUGAUUUACUUAAAAAAGAACAUAAAAAGUCUUUAGAACAAACAGACGGCCAAAUAUUUGCUAAAAGUAGCGAAGAUUUGCACUCUAAAGAGAAAAUUGAGCCGGUGAUGGUUAAAUCUGUAAGUUUCGAAGGCGAGCCGGAUUCUCAAGUGCUAGACAACAAAAUAUCCAAAGAAAGAGCAAAGAUACAAGUCAAAAGGCGACCCAGCACAAGACGAGCUAGGAAAGAAGCUGUUAGAAAAUCUGGUAUAGACUUUGGCGAUGAUUCUACUGAUAAUUCUAGUUCUAUAGACGACGUGUCUAAAGGAAUAACUAAAGUUAAUUCACAAAGAGAUGAUUAUAAGGAACCGGAGAGCUUGAAGGAAGUAAAUAUAGACUUUGAGGACAGUAUAUCGAAGUUUGAUGAUUUGGACACACUCAAAACUGAUAUAGAGACACAAUUACCUAAAACUAGCGAAAUAGUCGCCAAAUCUGAAGAGUUACCAUCCUUAGAGGUGAAAUUUGAGACUGAUUUAGAAAGAAGUACUGAUAUUGUCGAUUCAAAAAUAAAAGGUGAGGAAAAACCGGAUGAUUUUGAGCCUCAAACUCAAGACUCCAAUAAAACCCUAUUUGAAACGGUCAAAGACAAGGAAAUUCCUGGUCUUUUUGAGCCUAAAACUCAAGACUCCAAUAAAACCCUCGUUGAAAAUACCACAAACACGCCAAAAGACAAUUCUGCUACAGAUUCCAAGGCAGAAGUGAAAGAUACUGAUACAGAAUCUCCAACUCAAGUCGAAAUCAAAGCCGAACCAAAAUUGGAAUCACCUAAAACUGUGACAUCCAAAAUAGUUUACAUUUUAAACGACGAAGACAUUUUCUCUGCCCCUGCCGAAACAAAACCACCUCGUAUGGACCUUGACGAUGAUAAUCUAUUUAAAAACAUAGGAAGUUCUUCUAAAAACACUGAAGCAGUAGCUAAUAUUAGUACAUUAGGAAAUGCUUAUAAAGAUGCACAACCAAAAACUACUAUUGACAAAAAGGGUGAUAACAAGAAAUCAUUAUUUGACGACCUAAGUGAUGAUGAUGAUGAACUGUUCAAUAAAAAUAAGAAAGUCGCGCCCAAACAGAAAAUUAUACUUGAUUCUGACAGUGAAGAAGAUUUGUUCGGCGGGAGAAAGGGUAAGCAAGAUACUAAAGCAGUUGUGAGCGAGACGAAAGAUACGAAAGCUGUGAAAGAUGUGAAAAGGGUUGAGGUGAAGAGUUCUCUGUUUGGUGAUGAAGAUGAUGAUGAUGAUUUGUUUGGAGCUAAAGUCAAAAGCAACCCCGCCACCAUUGCUCAACCCACAAGGUCGGCGAGAGAAGUAUCAACCAAAACAGCAGAACCAGUCUUCGACGAUCCAUUGUCUAUGCUGGGCGACAAUGAUGACUGAACAAGGUUGUCGUGAUAUUGUGGCCUAUAUUAUUGUGCAAUGUAUUAUGUAACUUAUUCAGUCAUUGAACUAGACCAGACCCAGACUGCAAUCUUAGAUUAAUUUACUGUAAUUAUUUGGUCGUUAAAAUAUAAAAUCAUUAAUAAAUUGAGCAUUUGACACCGCCGAUCAAUUGACGUACUUUUUGUUUGUUGUAAAAAUGCGAUUAUCCCAUAGAUUUUGUGUGACAUGACGUCACUUCUUUACCAACUCAAUAGAUAUAUUUUUAUCAAUUUGAAAUUAAUUAAAAAUCUUAAUUUACCGCUAAUUUAGUUUUUAAGAUCAGCAUGGUGUUCUUUAGAAAAGAAAUGAUUGAUAAUUGGUGUCAAAAAUCUAAUUAAAAUCUAUAUAUAUAAAAAUGAAACCCGUUUCGCGUUGUCACGGCAUCACGUGUGAACGGCUGAACCGAUUUCGAUAAUUCUUU